AUGGGAAAAUUGAAUGAGAGUAUUGGAAACACUAUCUUAGAAAAAGCUCCAAAAAAUGCAAAGUAUACUUCUCCGGAUAUUCAGAAAGAUGUAUUGAAUGUUAUUGCCAACCAAGUGAGAACAAAGAUUCGCCAAGAAAUCGGGGAUGCCAAAUUCUGCAUUUUAGUUGACGAAGCAAGAGAUGCAUCUAACAAGGAGCAGAUGGCUAUUGUGUUAAGAUUUGUGGAUAUUGAUGGGGUUUUACGAGAACGGUUCUUUGCCAUUGUAAAUGUGGCUGAUACAACUGCUACAACACUUAAGAAAGAAAUAUCUGAUGUUCUUGGUCGUUAUGACUUGCAUAUCCAUAACAUGAGGGGACAAGGAUACGAUAGUGCUAGCAAUAUGCGUGGCUCUUGGAAUGGAUUACAGGCUCUUUUUUUGAAAGAAUGUUCAUGUGCAUAUUAUGUACAUUGUUUUGCUCAUCGGCUUCAACUAGCAUUAAUUGCGGCUGCCGAAAAAGAGGUAUCUAUUUGGUUAUUUUUUUCGAAAUUGAAUUCUAUAUGUAAUCUUAUUAAUGCAUCUCCUAAACGUCAUGCCGAGUUACAUUCUGCUCAAAGAAAUGAAAUUGCACAUAUGGUAGCUACUGGUGAACGUGAUACCGGUAGAGGUUGUAAUCAGAUUGGAAAUUUAUUACGGCCAGGAAAGACUCGUUGGAGUUCUAAUUUUGACUCACUUUGUAGCAUGGUUGAUAUGUAUGGCUCUGUGAUCACUGUUUUAGAAAAUAUGGUGGAUGAGGGGUCUUCUAACUCCAUUCGUGGUGAAGCUAGUGGUUUGUUGAUUGCGAUGAAGUCUUUUGAUUUCAUAUUCAUUCUACACUUAAUGAAAAGGAUAAUGGGAUUAACAAAUCUACUUUGUCGAGCAUUGCAAGAGAGAUCUCUAGAUAUUUUAAAUGCAAUGGAGCAUGUUUCAACUACUAAAACUUUGCUUCAUGUUUUGAGAGAGCAAGGGUUUGAUAAUUUACUCAGUUGCGUGGAAGAAGUUUAA
Messenger RNA from Impatiens glandulifera, 1023 nucleotides. Its product is annotated as zinc finger MYM-type protein 1-like. NCBI's taxonomy places the organism in Eukaryota, Viridiplantae, Streptophyta, Magnoliopsida, Ericales, Balsaminaceae. The transcript has a single exon. The record is from RefSeq and is a predicted model, not a curated record. The coding region runs from base 1 to 1023 and encodes 340 amino acids.